Molecule: messenger RNA, 2345 nt
Organism: Lottia gigantea (owl limpet)
Lineage: Eukaryota; Metazoa; Mollusca; Gastropoda; Lottiidae
Exons: 13
Biological process (GO): arabinan catabolic process; xylan catabolic process
Cellular component (GO): plant-type cell wall
Molecular function (GO): xylan 1,4-beta-xylosidase activity; alpha-L-arabinofuranosidase activity
Source: RefSeq, a predicted model, not a curated record
AGAUGACGGUGCUAAGUGUUCUAUGUUUGUGUUUCUUUGCUUAUUCGCAAGGUUUUAUCCUCGACGGAAAGAAAUUUCCCUUCCAAGAUACGAAUUUAUCUUGGGAGAAGCGAGUUGAUGAUUUGGUCAACAGAUUGACCCUCCAGGAGCACACAGAGCAGAUGGCUAUCGGGUCCGGAUCAACUCCCGAUAUCAAACGAUUAGGGAUUGGACAUUAUUCGUGGUGGUCGAACUGUGGACGUGGUGCAGUCGGUAAUGAAGCUACAUCAUUUCCUUGUGGGGUAGCUCAGGCAGCAGCUUGGGAUUCAGAUUUAUUGUUCCGGGUAGCACGAGCAUCAGCUAUUGAGACUAGAGCCUGGAACAAUAUUUGGACGAGCCAGAAUAAGUAUGGCACCCACAAAGGACUAAGCUGUUUUUCACCUAAUAUGGACAUCCAUAGAGAUCCAAGAUGGGGUCGUAACCCAGAAACGUGGGGAGAAGAUCCUUAUUUUGGUGGAGUUUACGCUGAACGAUUUGUUAAAGGAAUCCAAGGAGAUGAUCCGAAAUAUUUAUUGACCAGUGCCAGCUGUAAACAUUAUACCACUUCCGGUGGACCAGAAAAUAUACCAGUUAGUAGAAUGGGCUUCAAUGCCAAUGUAACUGAGCGAGAUUUGCGUACCACCUUUCUACCAGGCUAUAAGAAAUGUGUAGAUGCUGGAAGUUAUUCUGUCUUAUGUGCUUAUAACAGAGUGAAUGGUGUACCGGCCUGUGCUGAUAAAUACCUGUUAACCGAUAUCCUGAGAAAGGAAUGGAAAUUUAAAGGUUAUGUGGUAGCUGAUUGUGGUGCCAUGGAAAAUAUGGUCAAGAAACAUCACUAUUUUAAGAAUUAUGAAGAGGUUGCCGCAGCUGGUUUAAAAAGUGGAAUGAACUUGAACUGUCAAACAAGUAAAGACAAUGCCUAUUUGUCAAUUGCCGAUGCUGUCAACCAUGGGAAAGUUUCCAUGGAUCUUGUAAAAGACAUGGCCAAACCGUUAUGGAUGACCAGAAUGAGAUUAGGUGAAUUUGAUCCACCUGAGCACAAUAAAUACAGGAAGAUUUCCCAUUCCUCUAUACAGACUCAAGCUCAUAGAGAUCUAGCUGUAGAAGCUGCUAUGAAGUCCUAUGUACUGUUGAAGAAUAAGGACCAUUUUCUACCCUUGAAUAAAAAACAUAAAUACAAUACAAUCGCUAUUGUAGGCCCACAAGGAGACAAUAUCAAUGACCAAUCUGGUGGAUAUUCCCCUCGGGUUAUGGCUAAAUACGCUACAUCUAUAAAGGACGGCUUGGCUCAGUUAGGUCACACGACCCAUACAGUGAAUGGAUGUAAAGAUGGUACUCCGUGUACAAAAUAUGAUUCCCAUGCCAUUUUAAAUGCUGUUCAACAUGCUGAGAUAGUAUUUGUUGCUCUUGGUUUAGAGUAUCUUAAAAUGCCGAGUCGUCAUUUUAACAUUCAAACGCGGAUAAUUCUGGACACACAUGGAUUUGAAGGUUCAUAUUUCGAUGGUAAUAAAUUAGAACAUGAAAGUAAAGAUAGAGCAGACAUCAAACUUCCCGGUCAUCAGUUGACUAUUCUACAAGAUGCUAUCAAACACAGUCCUCACAAUGCCAAGGUUGUACUAUUAAUGAUGUCCACAGCACCGUUUGAUAUCGAGGAAUUUGAUAGAAAUGAUAAGGUAGCUGCUAUUAUUGAGCUAUUUUAUCCUGCACAAGCUACUGGUACUGCUCUACAUCGUCUCAUAGUCCACCAGAAUCCCGGGGAUGUCUUCUCUGGUAAACUUCCAUUUACUUGGAUGACAGAGCUUAAAAAGGUUCCACCAAUGGUAGAUUAUUCCAUGAAAGAAAGAACGUACCGGUAUAUCACGUACCAGCCGUUAUAUCCAUUUGGUUAUGGUCUUUCUUACACUACAUUCCAUUACUUCCAUCUAUCAAUGGAUACUGAUGUUCAGGCCGGUCACGAUGUUAAAGGUUUCUUUGUCUUGGAGAAUACGGGACCACUUGAUGCCGAUGAGAUUUCUCAAGUUUAUAUUAAAUGGGUGAAACCUCGAGUCGAAACUCCCAGAAUACAACUCGUGGAUUUCUCCAGACGCCAUUUUCCCAAACACACCCGGCAAACUAUACAUUUUACCAUCAAGGCCGAGAACAUGGCGGUUUGGGUAGAUAACUCUGGCUGGGAAAUAGAUCCUGGUACAAUAGAAGUGUUUGUUGGUGGACAGCAACCAGGACAGCAUAAAUCAAUCAGUUCCAAUAUUCUACACGGUUCCUUUAAAAUCACAGGAUCCAAGAAACUGGGCAAAUAUUAGUCAUGAAGAAAUACAAAACAGUAAAAU